Molecule: messenger RNA, 2541 nt
Organism: Paracoccidioides brasiliensis Pb18
Exons: 2
Coding region: 1-2541 (846 amino acids)
Biological process (GO): magnesium ion transport
Cellular component (GO): membrane
Molecular function (GO): magnesium ion transmembrane transporter activity
Source: RefSeq, a predicted model, not a curated record
AUGGUAAGAGCCAGGGUGCUGAUAACCUGCGUCUCCAGCCUUCUCUUCCGCGUUGCCUUCUCUAAGCCGCUAUCUCCGCCUGCGAUUAAUAUAUCCCGAAGUGGAAAUGGUGGGAAUGAUGGUGGAGAUAAUGCGGGUGAUGGCAGCGGCAACGGUGGCGGCGAUGCUAUAAGAGAAUGGUCGUCUACGAUAGGCAUUGUUACGGCCAUCAUUGGCAACAUUUUGAUCUCCUUCGCAUUGAAUAUCCAACGCUACGCACAUAUAAGGAUUGAGAGGGAAUAUGACCACAGCCGCCAACGGAAUGGAUGGAAAAGAACCGUUUCUAGAACUGGGCAAACAGAAACGUUAUCUUCGAGUGAUUAUGACAUGCUCACGAACGGAGCGGAGGGCGGGGUUACGGAUGUCCAAGGACACAUGGACGCUUCUCCGGCAGACACAAAUGGCAGAAGGCACAGGAACUCUGAGGAAAUAUCAAGAUUAGGAUUCCGUCAAUACACGGACGAGGAAGAUGGAGGGGAGAUGAGCAAUUCGUUCGAUGAUGGCAACCAACGUCCUGACACGCUACAGCAGUCAUUUAUUUCAGACCGGACUUUAACUCCCAUGGAGAAGAGCCAAAUUUCCAAUGAACGAAAAUCAUACCUUAAAUCACCUUAUUGGUGGGCGGGAAUAGUCUUGAUGGCUAUUGGUGAGGCUGGCAAUUUCCUAGCUUAUGGAUUUGCGCCCGCGUCCAUUGUCUCACCCCUAGGAGUUGUCGCUUUGAUAUCAAACUGUAUCAUUGCACCAUUCAUGCUCAAGGAGACUUUCCGUCGACGAGAUCUGCUAGGUGUUCUAGUUGCUGUUGCCGGCGCAGUAACUAUUGUAUUCAGCGCAAAAACCUCAGAAUCCAAAAUAGGUCCCGACGAGAUCUGGGACAUGAUAACGACUUGGGAGUUUGAAUUAUAUCUUGGAGUUACUGUUGCGCUAAUUCUUGCAUUGAUGUGUGCCAGUCAGAGAUAUGGAAGGAAGUCCAUCUUGAUCGACCUGGGGUUGGUUGGAUUGUUUGGAGGAUAUACUGCCCUUUCGACGAAAGGAGUCGCCUCUCUCCUUUCCUUUACCCUGUGGCACGUCAUAACUUUCCCCAUCACAUACGCCCUGGUGGCUGUCCUUGCCUUCAGUGCCCUGAUGCAGAUUCGAUACAUCAAUCGAGCUCUGCAAAGAUUCGAUUCUACUCAGGUUAUUCCUACCCAGUUUGUGUUAUUUACCAUUUCGGUGAUUGUCGGAAGCGCUGUCCUUUACCGAGAUUUCGAGUCCACGAGUCCCGAGCGGGCAGCAAAGUUUAUCGGUGGCUGCGCGCUCACCUUCCUAGGAGUCUAUUUUAUUACUAGUGGGAGGACUCGAAUCGAUGACUCUGAUUCUGAAUCAGAUGAAGAGGAGGCGAUUUACCUUGUUAAUGGGGAGCGUUACCGAGAUAGUGUUGAUUGGCAACGGGAAGGAAGUCAAAACCAUCCGGAAUGGACAUUGGAUGGAGCCAUCGGCGUUGCCGCUCAGGCUGCUGACUCUCGUCCCGGCUCACUUUUUAGUGAUGAGAAUGGUGAUGAAGAAGACGACGGCGACGGGGUACAAACCCCAAGGGCUCCACUGUCUAGUGGUCCCCCUAGUGGUCCCCCUUCUUCGGUGCCAUCUAUUUCUUCUGGUGAGUGCUCAUUAUCGCCGUCUGGAGAAAUCAGUCCCCAGCCGGUUACCGAAAAUCCAUGGGCAACAACCCCUGAAGGUCGCGGCGAAGUUGCUGGAGCCGUCAGACCUCAAGCACUUCCUCAAUUACACCCUACGACGCAAGUCCUUUUCCAAUUUCCUUCUGCGCCAGGGUUGGUUGAAUUCGACAUCGGUGCUACCCAACACCAAAACCGCUCACACACUCCGUUGCCAAGUACUUCGCCAAAUCCGAAAACAUCUACAACAGGUCGUCGAUUAACAUUCUCUCGAUCAUCGAACAUGGAAUUACGCAAUUCAUUCUCCCGACAUUUCGCACCCGGGCCACUUCUGACACCCCUCUCAGGAACCCUAAGCGCUGUAGUUGCAGAUUCACUUCUGAGAGGGGAAGGCUCCCCACGUAGCCAUCGGGAACGAACUUCGUCCAAGAAACGAAAGGGCAAAAAUCGAGCAUCAGUCCCCUUUGCAAUUGGUGAGAGUGCAACAAAUGGCCAUGUCCAGGACGAAAAUCCUCUAGAAAGCGAAUACGAAACCGACACCAGCAAUACUGGAGCUGAAGGCGACCGACUGCCUUGUAGAGAACAUCAUCAAAAGUUUCCCCUCCCGGGUUUAAACAUCACGGACAGGGCCAUUGCACAAGAAGCAGUUCCAACACUAGACCCAUCACCAUUACAAAAGAAGAAAGAUAGCCCACGGACCCGUAGUCUUAAUGAUUCAUUGAGUGGCGGUCUGGGGUGGCUAAAUGCCAGCAUCCGAGGGAGUCCGACGAAGAAGAAAAGAAAGGCUGGUCCUUCAACGACUGGUAGUCCUGGUGAUGAUGGAGGGGGAAACGCUAGGUCAUCAAGAAGCUGA